Juglans regia (Persian walnut) is the source of this 2146-nucleotide messenger RNA. Its product is annotated as putative pentatricopeptide repeat-containing protein At5g37570. Lineage: Eukaryota; Viridiplantae; Streptophyta; Magnoliopsida; Fagales; Juglandaceae. Gene Ontology annotation, molecular function: RNA binding; protein binding. The transcript has a single exon. Gene Ontology annotation, biological process: RNA modification. The coding region runs from base 133 to 1842 and encodes 569 amino acids. The record is from RefSeq and is a predicted model, not a curated record.
GCCCAAUUUUCCCUUCUGUGUUUUCCAUGCCCGAAAUCGAAAAGGGCUGAAACAAAAAGCCUUAAUACACGACAGGAACACCUAAAGACUUCUCUACUUAAACAGCCAUGUCGACAACACAUCGUUACUCCCAUGCCUUUCCCUCGCUGUUACUCUACCUUCCUCUCCUCCAAUUGCCUCCCCAAACUUAACUCGACCACCGGCACCGGCACCGGCACCAGCUUCUCUAUCCCUUCUGUCCCAACCCUCCUGAGAGCCUGCAAGACCUCCCUCCACCUCCACCAACUCCACGCCCACAUCAUCCGCAAAGGCCUCGAGCAAGACCACUUCGUUGUCACCCUUUUCGUCUCCCUCUCCAACUCCCUCUCCACCCUCUCCUACUCUACCAGCGUCUUCAACCGUGUUCUCAGGCCUAAUACCUUUCUCUGGAACUCUCUCAUCAUUGGUUACUGCCAGAAGUCUCAUUUCAUCGACGCCGUUUCGAUCUUUAUUCGCAUGAAGAGGGAGGAGCGCAUGCCCGAUAAGUACACAUACCCGUCGCUCAUUAAAUCCUGUUCCAGCGAGUGCGAGGUUAGGUUAGGGAAAUCAAUUCAUGGGUCCGCGUUGAGGUGUGGAGUUGAAGGGGAUGCCUACGUCAGGACGAGUUUGAUUGACUUGUAUGGGAAAUGUAGAGAGAUUGCGAGUGCUCGUAAGAUCUUCGAUGAUAUGUCUGAGAGAAGUGUUGUUUCGUGGACGGCUAUGGUUGUCGGGUAUGCCACCGUUGGGGAUUUAGCGGAGGCAAAGAGGCUGUUCGAUGAGAUGCCGCAGAAAAAUAUAGUGUCGUGGAAUGCAAUUAUUGGCGGGCUAGUAAAACUGGGAGAAUUGAGGGGUGCUAGAAGGAUAUUUGAUGAAAUGCCCGAAAAGGAUGUGGUGUCUUAUACUACAAUGAUUGAUGGGUAUGCAAAGGCGGGUGACAUGGCGUCCGCAAGGUUUUUGUUUGAGCAGGUCCCUGAUAGGGAUGUUUUUGUGUGGUCGGCCUUGAUAUCGGGGUAUGCACAGAAUGGUCAGCCAAACGACGCGUUGAAAGUUUUUCUUGAAAUGGAUUCAAGUUGUGUAAAGCCGGAUGAGUAUAUUAUGGUAAGCUUGAUGUCAGCUUGUUCCCAAGUGGGUGGUUUGGAAUUGGCUAUUUGGGUUGACUCCUAUGUGAGCCGGAGCAAAAUAGAUACUUGUCAACCUCAUGUUGCUGCAGCUCGUGUCGACAUGAAUGCGAAGUGUGGAAACAUGGAGUUGGCGACGAAGUUGUUUGAGGAGAUGCCCAAGAAGGACCUAAUCUCAUAUUGUUCCAUGAUACAAGGGCUGUCGUAUCGUGGGCAUGGGAAACAGGCUGUUGGCCUAUUCAAUAGGAUGCUAAACGAAGGGCUGGCUCCGGAUGAGGUAGCCUUCACGGUCAUCCUGACAGUGUGUAGUCACGCUGGGCUUGUUGAGGAGGGUUGGCACUACUUUGAAUCCAUGAAAUAUGACUACUCCAUAGUUCCCUCUCCUGAUCAUUACGCUUGCAUGGUCGAUCUUCUUAGCAGGUCAGGAAGACUGAAAGAAGGUUAUGAACUUAUAAAAUCAAUGCCGGUGGAGCCACAUGCUGGUGCCUGGGGUGCACUUCUUGGGGCCUGUAAGCUACAGUGCGACGUGGAAUUAGGGGAGGUGAUUGCUGCUCGCCUUCUUGAGCUUGAGCCGCAUAAUCCCGCUAAUUAUGUGUUGUUGUCCAACAUCUAUGCAGCAGCUGACCGAUGGUUGGAUGUUUCUCUUGUGAGGGAAAAAAUGAAGGAAAAAGGAGUUAGGAAAAUACCUGGUUGCAGUUGGAUUUAGUUCAAAAGGCUCGGUUUCUUGGUAUCUCUUCUCAUGCAGUGCCCUGGUUUUGCCGAUUUAGAGCAACAUUUGGUGCAGUUGAAUUGGAUAUGAUUUGAAAUUCAAUUCUAUAGAAUUCAAACUUCUGGUUCCUUGUUAUAGACGACAGUAUCUAAACUAUAAUCCUAGACAGCGAUGGUUUAUCAUUGAACCAUGACAUGGAAAAUGCGGUUCAGCUACCGGAUUCUAACAUAAUCCGGUCAGUUAUGCUUGCCCCUUUUUUUCAAUGGACAAAUAUUUUUUAAUCUGGAUUCUGGACUACCAA